AUUCUAAAUCUGUUUUACUGACCCAUUAAAAAGUUCAAAAGAUUCCACACUUAAUUAAACUUUUUUUGAAAAUUCUAUAUUAAAAUAUAAUUAUUGUACAUUAACUACUUAAUUUUAAGAUCUAAAAAAUUUCAGGGUAUAUCGCACUGUUUCAGAAAAAAGUGGACAUGUAUGAUAUAAGAAUAAAUAUGAUAACCAAUUAAAUGAUCGAUUUAUUUUUAUACAGAUAUUUUACGUAAUUGGCGCCAUAAUGUCGUGAUGAUGAUAGUGGUGUUAAUUCUUAGCACUAUCAGUCAAGGGUACACAAGUUCCAUGCAUAAAAUAUUCUUUUAAAAAAAAGUGAAUUAAUAUAUAGAGUUAAAAAUUUAACAGUUCAAUUACACAAGGUGCUAUUUAUUACAAGAGUUUUAGAAAUUCAUUGAAAAAUGUCGCGAAAUCAGUAUAAAAAUGUUACACAUUGUAUUUUUGAUAUGGAUGGGUUAUUGCUAAAUACAGAACUAAUUUACACCAAAGCCUUUAAUCAUGUUACAAAUCGUUAUGGAAAAGAAUUCACGUGGGAACAUAAAGCAAAAAUUAUGGGUUUUAAAACAAAGAAUGUCGCACGAGCUGUAAUUGAAAUGUUAUCUUUACCAAUAACAGCAGAUGAAUUUGAAAAUGACGUAGUUAAACUAUAUCAAGAAUUAUUUCCUUCUGCAGAUCUUAUGCCAGGUGCUGAACAAUUGUUGAGACAUCUGAAACAAAAUAAUAUUCCAAUAGCGUUAGCUACAAGUUCUAAUAAAGAAAAUUUUGAAUUAAAAACCCAAAAAUGGAAACAUAUAUUUGAUUUGUUCAACCACAAAGUUCUUGGUGGUUCCGAUCCUGAAGUUACAAAUGGUAAACCAGCACCUGAUAUUUUUUUGAUUGCUGCAAAGCGUUUUAUUGAUAAUCCUGAUCCCUCAAAGUGCCUUGUGUUUGAGGAUGCUCCAAAUGGUGUAAAAGCUGCAAUUACUGCUGGAAUGCAAGUUGUUAUGGUUCCAGAUCCAAUGUUACCAAAACAUUAUAUUGAAAAUCCAACAUUGAUAGUAAACAGUCUUGAAGAAUUUCAACCUGAGUUAUUUGGUUUGCCACCAUAUAGCACAUAAUACAUAUAAAAUGUAUUCAUACAUAUAACUUGAAUAUAUAGUGGCAAACAUAUACUUACCAACACACUCCAUAGAUCAAUUUUUAUUGUUUGUAAUAAUGUACAAAAAAAAUAAAUUAAUUCAUUUUGAUUUUUUUAAGAUAUAGCUUUAAUUUUUUUUCUUACAGAUGUUUACAAACAAUAUAGUUUCUAUAUUAUUAGUCUCACUUUUGAAAACUAAAAUUAAAUUAUUUCAGUUAUUAUUUUAUUAUUUUAUAACUGUGAAAAUUUAAGAAAAAAAAAGAAUAAUGACUUAAUGUUCUAGUGGUUAAGUCAAUAUCAUAAUAAUAAUGAAUGUAAAAGAAAACAAAAAAUAAAUUAUAUAUUCGUUUAAAACGUUAUAAA
Molecule: messenger RNA, 1504 nt
Organism: Heterotrigona itama
Lineage: Eukaryota; Metazoa; Arthropoda; Insecta; Hymenoptera; Apidae
Source: the annotation of a GenBank genome assembly